UGCUUCCUUCAUCAUUUCCGGGAUCUUGGCAGUCAUAUUUAGAACUGUGACCGCGCCAGUGGAAAGGGUUAAAUUAAUUUUACAGACACAAGCGAGUAGCCAUCAAAUAGGACACGGGAAACGAUCCGCAUACUCUGGCAUUUUAAACGCACUUGUUAGAAUACCCAAGGAGCAGGGGUUCGCGUCUUUGUGGCGCGGGAAUCUUCUCAAUAUCUGCCGAUAUUUUCCAGCCCAAGCGAUUAACUUUUCCUUUUACAAUCUCUACUACGAGAUCUUUCAAAAAGUUCGUCCGACAGGUUAUCAACGAGAUUAUCCAUUUUUCAUGCGUCCUUCUUUCAAAUUUACGCGCGUAAACAUCGUACAGUGUUGCGUAGAUGCUUGGACCGAAGACGAGUUGCAGUCACAUCGUUGCGCCAUUCUUGUCCGGCGGUGCCGUCGGCUGCACCUCCUGCACAAUUCUUUACCCCCUUCAUUUCUGCAAUACUCGAAUAACUGUAGACGUCGGUGAUAACAAUAUAAUUAAGAGAGAAUUCCACGGGCUCAACGACUGCAUAAGUAAAAUUUACAAAAGCGACGGCUACAGAGGAUUUUAUCGAGGGAUGACCCUCUCGAUGUGCGGGCUGUCUUUGUACAGGUCCAUUUACUUUGGUGCAUAUAUAGUUGGUAAACGAGGAUAUAUGAACAAUUAUGCAACCGAUCCUCCGACAGGAAGCGCGCCAUUUUUGAUAUCACUGACUAUUGCUCAGUUAGCGUCUUAUCUCGCGUUAAUUGUAUCCUAUCCCUUGGACACGAUAUCCAGACAAAAAAUGCUUUGGAGCGGACGCGAAGCAGGAAAUUACGUGUCGGCGCGUCAAGUGAUCAGUACUAUCAUAGAGAAAGACGGCUCGGUUGGUUUUUAUAGAGGCGUCUCUGCUAAUUUAAUAAGCGCUGUUUGCGGGUCGUUAAUUCUGGUUACAUACGAUAUAAUUAAGGAACGUUUUAACCAGCUAAUGGAACCCAAGAACACGAAAUCCGAGAUUUGAAGAUCGUUAAGAGGCACGAAUGUGUCGAUACAAGGUUUUAAAACUACGUAUCGUCCAGUUGCAUUUACAAAAAUUGUAUUCCCAGUGAUAUAAUUAUACAAAAUUAAAUAUCGAAAGAAGUUCAAGCGAGUUUUAACAGUCGAAAUAAAAAAAAAAAAAAAAAAAAGAAAAUGUUCAAAGCUGAAAGUUUGAAUUCUCUUUUUUUCAAAAUUGACUUUUCUUAAAAAGAGCGACGGAGAAAAAUGUCAUAAAAAUCAGCGUGAUAA
Messenger RNA from Frieseomelitta varia, 1288 nucleotides. Its product is annotated as ADP/ATP translocase 4-like. Gene Ontology annotation, molecular function: ATP:ADP antiporter activity. Gene Ontology annotation, biological process: mitochondrial ATP transmembrane transport; mitochondrial ADP transmembrane transport. The transcript has 4 exons. Bases 375 to 1022 code for a protein of 215 amino acids. NCBI's taxonomy places the organism in Eukaryota, Metazoa, Arthropoda, Insecta, Hymenoptera, Apidae. The record is from RefSeq and is a predicted model, not a curated record. Gene Ontology annotation, cellular component: mitochondrial inner membrane.